This is a messenger RNA of Botrytis byssoidea, 1056 nucleotides long. RefSeq lists its product as uncharacterized. NCBI's taxonomy places the organism in Eukaryota, Fungi, Ascomycota, Leotiomycetes, Helotiales, Sclerotiniaceae. The record is from RefSeq and is a predicted model, not a curated record. The coding region runs from base 1 to 1056 and encodes 351 amino acids. The transcript has a single exon.
AUGACGUCCAAGAACAUAUCCUCUUCUCUCUCAUGCGCUCUUCUUGUCCUGAUAGGAGUGGUCUGUUUCCCAAUUACCUGCUUUGUUAUCUGCGCGGGUGGCUUCCAGCGACGUGGUAGCAAUCGAAUUAAGAAAGCUCAAAGAAAAGAUAUGGCCAAAGCUUGCAAAAGGAAGAUCAGAGAUAUACCAAAGCCCUUGGAAGAGAGGAGAAAGAGAGAAUUAUCUCUUGAGCCCACCGGACGAAGGAGGGGCUUGGCGAAUGUAUUUUCGACUUGGAAGAGAGAUAGAACGACACCGGCACGCCUCCUUCAACUACCACCCGAGAUUCUGGAGAAGAUCCUCCUGGAAGUUCUAGGCGGGAACACAUUUCAUCUCAUCCAAUGUCGUCGUCGACUAGGGCACAUUCGUUGCAAGGAGCCUCAUAAUAUCGACCGUGCAGCCAAUUAUCAAUACGAUAUUGCGCGCUCCUGCAUUCCUAGUGUCCAAAGACGAAACUACAUGGCAUAUGAAUGGAUGCGCUACUAUAAUAAAAGGCCCUCCCCAUUCUACACACAGUCUGAUUCUUGCCUCGCUAUUCUUCUCACGUGUCGCCAGGUGUACAGCCAAGGAAUUUCCAUUUUGUAUUCCUGCAACACAUUUGAUAUCAAUAAUCCCGAGACAUUACUUUAUCUUUCACAGACCGUCAUUCCCUCAAGACUAAAAUCGAUAAAAUCUCUACAGAUGGAUAUUAAUGCAUUGAUGGGUCCAAGUACCGAGUGUUCGACCCUACCUGGCUCAAUACUAGACUUUUCAAAUUGGAAAAAGUGUUUAGAGAUGUUGGAACGCUUGGAAGGAUUGCAGAACUUGAGAUUGAGGAUGUACUUCGAUCUACCGCGACGUUUCCCUGAUGCUCCUUACAGCGAUGAGCCGGUCCAGAAGUCCCUGAAAGUAAUUCUGGAGGGCACCAAGCUUAGUUCUCUGAGAGGACUGAGCAAAUUUGAUCUCGAGACUAAUAGCCGGGAUACCAAAAGCGUCGAACAGAUGGUGGAGAGUGUGCGUGGUAUUAUUUGUGCUUGA